This is a messenger RNA of Candidula unifasciata, 187 nucleotides long. The record is from the annotation of a GenBank genome assembly. Lineage: Eukaryota; Metazoa; Mollusca; Gastropoda; Stylommatophora; Geomitridae.
ACUACUUAACAACGAUGGCUGAAGAAAUAAGCAGCAAAGCAUAUUCCCUGGCAGAUCAGACAUUGACAGAGCAACUUUUGGAACUUCUACAGCAAACGCUGAAUCGAGGACAGGCAGAAUUCAUUGUUCUAACAGCAGAUGCUGAGCCAGUUGAAAUUCUCUUGCACCUGCCCUUAUUAAAAGUAAA